AACCAAUAAGAAGCACCCUCUCUUAACGCUCAACCCGUUCUUAGACAAAGCAGGGGUGUUACGCGUGAAUGGACGUCUCCGUUACGCUGGCCUUAGCUAUAAUGAGCGCCAUCCGAACAUCAUCCCGAGCGACUCAAGACUCUGUACUCUCAUUCUCGCCUUCCUACACUCGACGUUACUUCAUGCCAAAAAGCAAUUAAUGAUUCGUAUGAUCCAACAAGAAUACUAUAUCCCCCGUCUGAAGCAGAAAAUAAAAACUUGCAUUUUUCAUUGUAAACCUUGCACCCUAUAUAAACAAAACACGAAGUCACAAAUGAUGGCAGCACUACCCCCCGAGCGAACAACCUACUCACUACCAUUUCAAACUACAGGAGUUGACUUCGCUGGACCCUUUCUGGCCAUACACCUUGAACUCUGUUCAGAUUUAAGUACUGAAGCGUUCAAAGCCGCAUUUGCUCGUUUCGUCGGCAGACGCGGUAUACCAUGCAAAAUGAUGUCAGACAAUGGACGAACAUUUAUUGGAGCAAAGCGUAGUCUCAAUAAGGAUCUCAUCGCAUUUCUCGGAGAGAUAUCUGAAGACAUCAGCAGGAAAUAUACCGUCCAUGGCCUCACUUGGCAAUUUAUUCCGCCGAGCGCGCACCGCAUCACAGCCGAAGGCAAGUCAGUUUCGAGUUGCCCAAAGAACCACGGAAGAACCAUCAAAAGCGCACCACUGAACCGGAACCGAAGCGCAAGGUAAUGCGAAGCACAUCCAACGAGAGAACUCUACGAAACAUCAAAUCACCUGCCCUCCAGCAACGAAUCCGUGGGUUGGUAGAUAAAGCCCGAAAAACUCUGCAACAGCUCGAAGACUUGGACCAGGUCACGUC
Ceratitis capitata (Mediterranean fruit fly) is the source of this 869-nucleotide messenger RNA. RefSeq lists its product as uncharacterized. The transcript is spliced from 2 exons. Bases 200 to 739 code for a protein of 179 amino acids. The record is from RefSeq and is a predicted model, not a curated record. Gene Ontology annotation, molecular function: nucleic acid binding. NCBI's taxonomy places the organism in Eukaryota, Metazoa, Arthropoda, Insecta, Diptera, Tephritidae.